This is a messenger RNA of Penicillium expansum, 822 nucleotides long. RefSeq names its product putative actin cytoskeleton protein (VIP1) (gene vip1). NCBI's taxonomy places the organism in Eukaryota, Fungi, Ascomycota, Eurotiomycetes, Eurotiales, Aspergillaceae. Gene Ontology annotation, molecular function: RNA binding. The record is from RefSeq and is a predicted model, not a curated record. Bases 1 to 822 code for a protein of 273 amino acids. The transcript is spliced from 3 exons.
AUGUCUCACUCUACCGUUCACGUUUCUGGCAUCUCGUCAACAACCUCCGAGAAGGAGGUUCGCGACUUCUUCAGCUUCUGUGGAAAGAUUGUUACCCUCUCCAUCACCCCGGUCUCUGGGGAAGCCGACGCUCAAAAGUCCGCCACUGUGACCUUUGAAAAGGAAGCCGCUGCCAAGACCGCCCUUCUCCUCGACCAGACCCAACUCGGCACUUCUGCCGUGCACGUCGAAGCAGCCCACAACAUCGAAGACCUAGCCGGAGCCCAAGCCACCGGCGCCGGCAGCGAGACCAAGGAUGAAGAGCACCACAUCGCACAAGAAGACAAGCCCCGAUCCCGCAUCGUCGCAGAGUACCUGGCACACGGGUACGUUGUGAGCGACAAUGCGAUCGAGAAGGCGAUCGCCUUGGACCAGAAGCACGGAGUCUCGAGCCGCUUCACCUCGGCCCUCACAAACUUCGAUAAGAAGUACAAUGCCACCGAGCGCGCUAGGGGUAUCGAUGAUAGCUACAAGAUCUCCACCAAGGCGGCUACUGGCUGGCGCGGCCUGAGCUCGUACUUCGAGAAGGCUCUGGAGCACCCCUCCGGCCAGAAGCUGCGUGACUUUUAUGUGCAGACCGAUAAGCAGGUGCGCGAUAUUCACGCUGAGGCUCGUCGCCUGGCGGACCUGAAGCAGGGUAAGACUGGUGAGGCUGAGGCUGCUGCCCCUGUCCCUGCCUCUGCUGCUGCUGCUACUGCUGCUCCUGGCAUUACUGCCCCUGCUGCGCCCGUUGCUGUUCCUGCUCAGACGGAGGCUGCUGCCGCGCCCGUUGAGAAGUCUUAA